This is a messenger RNA of Homarus americanus (American lobster), 1519 nucleotides long. RefSeq names its product zinc finger MYND domain-containing protein 11-like. The transcript has 4 exons. Gene Ontology annotation, biological process: regulation of transcription elongation by RNA polymerase II. Bases 30 to 404 code for a protein of 124 amino acids. The record is from RefSeq and is a predicted model, not a curated record. Gene Ontology annotation, molecular function: transcription corepressor activity. NCBI's taxonomy places the organism in Eukaryota, Metazoa, Arthropoda, Malacostraca, Decapoda, Nephropidae.
AUAAAUUUUAAGUGUGUUGAUGUUAUCAGAUGGCGCUGGAGGAGUUGGGUGAGAGGAGCAACAAGCGAACAAAGGACACAGAGAAAGCAAAGCGUGACCUGGCUGACAAGUUGAGACGAGAAUAUGAAACGGAUAAACAAAAAGUAAUACAGUCAACAAUGAAGCAGAUGGAGAAAGAGGUUGAAAGAGUCAAGGAGGAGUAUCGAUCUAAGAUAUCUGAAAUAGAAGACAAGCACAAACAUGUCAUUUCUGAUACAAAGAAAAAGCAAUGGUGUUGGACAUGCGAGGCUGAGGCCAUCUACCACUGUUGCUGGAACACAGCUUACUGCUCCAUUGAGUGUCAACAACUUCACUGGCAUAAAGAGCACAAAAAACUCUGUCGCAGAAAGAGCAUGAAACGAUGAGACUACAUGACGAGGAUGCAUCUGGCAUCUUCCAGAUGUGUGUGGGUCUCUUAGUAGACUUAAGUCUUGUAAGUACAAUAAGCCCUCGUUUUUUAAUAACUUUUUUAAACUUGGUGGAAAUGCUUUUCCAGGUAAGAUCUUGGACAGAAUUACAUUUUAUUGUUCUUGAAUAUUAAUGAUCUCUCUGGAAUUACCAAAUUAUUAAUUGUGCCACAUUUUGUGCAAUUAUUUGAUUAUCACAUUGAUAUGUAAGCGUAUGAUAUGUAAACGCUUGAAUGGAAUAUAAUUUGAAACCCAUUCCAUGACUGGGCUGGAGUGUUAUCUGACUCCCAAGAUUUUCGAGAUUUUUCUUUAAUUUUGCUGAGACGUUUUCUUUGUGCUGUGUCAAAAUGCUUACUUUUAUUCAGACUCAUAAACAAGACCUUAAAUGCAAUGAUCAGAUAUGUAAACCAGUAUUGUAACACAGAUAUAGCACACAUUAAAACCAGGGAUGUAGAUGAGACCAAGACCACAAACUAGACCAUUUGCAAUUUUAGCAUUUAUGGAUCACAUGAAUAUUAGCCCCCCCUCCCCACCAGAUAGUUUUGGGAUGGGUAAAUUUCAGGUUGAUUAAGCUGGGUUGAAGAGGUGGCUUAAUCUUCAAGUAACUCAUAAAGGCUGAAAUAUGAGCGGUCUGUUUCAAAUUUUCGGUCUCGAUUACAUCACUGAUUAAAACACAAUUUCAACUCUAAAUGAAAAAUCCCUGGAUCUCAUAUGCUGGUUACUAAACUUUGAACAAACUAUUUUCUGUAUCAUUCUUACUGUUUUAGGCAUUCAAAGUAGGAAGCAUGCAGAAUUCUGCAGUUACUUCUCAGACCAUCUUAAUACCUUCAGUUUAUUGGUGAGGCAACUUAUUUAUUGAUGCGGCUAUUGUAGUUAAAGACAGUGGAUUUAGCACUUGAAAUUUUUAGUGAAGGGGAUAGUAAAAAAUACUUAAAGCCAGGAGUAGAUACCUUUGACAGAUUAAGGUAUGACAUGAGAAAGUACAGUAAUACAGUGAGUUCUGCUAUAGCGCGUGUUUUGACAUUGCGAAUUGGCUCUAACGCGAUUUAUGAAUAGAGGAACGAUAUUUGUAA